CAGCCCAGCCCCGGGCAGCAGGGCUGGCUCCGCCCGGCGCCGCCGCCGGAGCUGCCGCGGCCGCUCUCCGCUCUCCUCCUCGCUCCGGAAAGAUGUCCUGUUAGACUGAGUUGGGAUAACAGGUUCCAAACCCAGAAAAGAAAGGAACCACUGCAGCUGCUCAGCUUUGAAGGAACCACAUUCCUGGGAAAUUCCCCUUUGUUUUUAUGGGACUUUACAGCUCAUGGGUUUAUUUACUGCAUCAAAGGACUUUUCUUCUAUUACAGAAGUGAUUUCACAGGAGAUGCUCGAGGGCUCUGGGACCUGUGAGCAGCUGCCACAGAGGAAUUGUCCUGGCAGAGCCUGAAGGAAUCCAGGAUCACAGCACUCCCCAGGCUGCUCCUGUCUCCUCUGCCUAUGGAUGCUGCUGGCCCCAAGGACACAGCUCCUCUCCCAACACCCACCUUUCUGGAAAUAAAAAUCCCCAGGCAACCCAACACGUCUUCAUCCAGGAGUGCAAACCAUGACUGAACACCCAAGGCCUGGACGUGCACUGCAAUUCCCACUCUGUCCAGGGCAAGGAUGUCCAACAACACAACAGAGAACUCCAGCAACGCUCCCUCAGCCCUGCUGGGCCUGUUCCUGGGAAGCAUUUCCCUGAUCACCAUUGUCAUGAACAUCCUGGUGCUGUGUGCUGUGAAGACGGAGAAGAAGCUGCAGACGGUGGGGAACCUGUACAUCGUGAGCCUGUCCGUGGCCGACCUGGUCGUGGGCGCGGCCGUGAUGCCGCUGCACAUCGUGGACCUGCUGAGCCCCCGCUGGCCCCUGGGGCUGCCAGCCUGCUUGUUCUGGCUCUCCAUGGACUAUGUGGCCAGCACAGCCUCCAUCUUCAACCUCUUUGUGCUGUGCAUGGACCGCUACCGCUCGGUGCAGCAGCCGCUCGGGUACCUGAGGUACCGCACCAAGAUGAGGGCGUCGCUGCUGAUCCUGGGCGUCUGGCUGCUCUCCUUCACCUGGGUCAUCCCCAUCCUGGGCUGGCACGUCUUUGCCAACAGCGGCAAGAGGAAGGUGGCAGCGGACAAGUGCGAGACGGAGUUCUUCCAGGUCACCUGGUUUAAAGUGCUGACGGCCAUUUUCAACUUCUACCUGCCCUCCCUGCUGAUGUUGUGGUUCUACUGCAGAAUCUUCAGAACUGUUCGGAAACACUGCCAGCACCGAGAGCUCACCGAUGGCUCUUACUGGUCUGCCAUGGAAAAAAACGCGCAUCAGACCAAGACCAAGGGUGAGAAAAAUAUCUGCCUCCAGAAGCAAAUCUUAGGUGAGGACAGCCCUGGCACAGACAAGCAAGCAGAGCCCCAAAGAAUAGAGGCAGAGCUUCCUUUCAGCCACCCUGACAAGGCUCCCGAGGCACUGAGCAACGGGAAGGUCCCAAAGUGGAGCUGCUUGUCUCUCAGCACAGCCAAGCCCGAGCCUGGCUCGGACACAGCAGGGAAGAAGGGGGUGUGUGCCACGAGAAAAGCUGGGGACAAGGAGCAGCCUGACAGCCAGGACAGCGACUCCAGCGUGGGAUCUGACACCCACACCUUCACCGAGGUGACCCCCCGCGCCGAGCAGCCCAGCCCCAGCCCCACGGGAGCCUGCUGCCCCCAGGCAAGCACCGAGCGCAGGGACUCCCGGGCCCUGGGGCUCCUCAGGAAAACCUGGCACACCCUGCACGGCCACUCCAGGAGCAUCCACCAGCACAGGAACAGGGAGAGGAAGGCAGCCAAGCAGCUGGGGGUGAUCAUGGCAGCCUUCAUGCUCUGCUGGAUCCCCUACUUCGUGCUGUUCAUGGUGGUAACCUUCCAGGACCACCAACAGCUCUCAGAACUGCACAGGGUCACCAUAUGGCUGGGCUACAUCAACUCCACCCUAAACCCAUUCCUGUAUCCUCUCUGCAACCACAAUUUCAAGAAGACUUUUAAAAAGAUCCUUCACAUUCAUUGAUGCUGGGCUGGGGUUUUUUCACGGCUCUAAGUGAAGCUCAGGAGUUCAACCAAACAAAAUGUUCCAGUUUCAAAGGAUGGGUACAGUAAAAGACUUUGGCAAGCUGUAAUCUACAGAGAAGUGUUAGUAAAAGGGGGAAACGUGCAUUUAAUAGCUGUAACACUUCAGAUCAAGAAUCUGAAGAACUCAAGGUCAAUAUAUGAACUGUUACACUGUUGUCAACAUUUUACCAUUUAGAUCACCACUUCCAUCACAGAAAUGGAGAUGCAAAUAGAUGUUUUCAGCAAUUAUAAAUUAUUCAGCUACAGAAAAAGAAGAAAUCACAUUUCUGUGAUUGGCCAAAAGCAUUUUUUUUUUCUUUCAACUUACUCCAUUAAACACAUUGCUUGUGAAGUGAGAUUUGCAAGUGGAGGCACUUUGCACAGUCAAAGAAAGAACUUCCAACUGUUUAAAAAAACUUCCCUAUUUAUUUAUAGCUUCCUCCAAAUCACAAACUUUUCAUCAAAUGUCAAGUUUUACUGUGUAUCUUACUGUAUCUCUUUGAUAUCAUGCCUAUAUUAACUGUACAUUAACUUUGCUGGAAAAAAGUAGAAUUUUUAUGUCCCAAAAGAGUUUCCAUGCUCAAUAUACUGUCACCAUCUACUGCAGAAGGGUGUGCUGCUGUUUCUAGACUUGUAUAGUUGAUUAUACAUGAAAUAUGUUUACCUUUUCUACCCUUUAUAUUUAAUUGUAUUUCAUAAAUCUUGCUGUCAAAUAUUUCAGGGAAAAAACCACAACAGAAUACUCAGUGUUGGAAAAGAGACCAAGAGGGUGUUGAAGUGCAGCUGAAAGCAGGGCUGGCUUUGGUGUUACAGAGAAAAAAUAAAGUUCUCUCGUUCCUUUUGUUGUGCUGAUGAAUUUCCCACGUCCUGAACACUUUCUGAAUUGUAUUUAAAGGAUGUAAUAUUAAAUGAAGCCCUGAUAUAUCUGAAUUUUAAUAAAUCUGGGAAAUGUGCUAAAGGAAUAAACUAAAAUUCAGUCUAUUUCAGUGUAUUAUGCAAGGCUCAGAGAUUGACUUUGGUUUCAAGUUGCACACGGGAAAAACUGCAGUUAGGAAACUUAAAUCUAGGAGCAAUGAGGCAAAAUGCAGGGAGAGAAGACAAAACCAACACAAUUCAUUGCAGAAUUCAGACAACUGGUUCACUGCAGGAGGAACACCUGCACAGGUAGUGAAAUGCACCUUUUGGAGCAGAGAACAGAAGCUUUUGAAACACAUGCUCUAAUCCCUGGCCUUUCACAAACAAUUGCUGAAGUUCACAGCCAUUAAAUUGUGGGUUUUUUUCUAUUCUGAUUUGCAACAGCAAUUCUGGCCAAAAUGGAUGGUAAUUUAGAUGAUCCCUGAGGAAAUAAAAGCCAGCCACAGUUAUUAGUGCUGAAAAAAAACAUUUACCCACAGGCUGCUGGGAGUUAUCAAGAAACCUGUCCUGUUGAUCAUGAAAAUUGCCUUUUCUGACCUUAAAAUGUACUAAUACAUGACAAAACCUCAGCAAGAUCAUUGAAAAUUGGUCUAAAAUGAUGGUGACUGUAACAACAAAAACCUUUGGUAAAAAUAAAGGACAUUCAAACGGAUAAACCCAGGAAAAUAAAGCUGCCUUAAUAUUUUUUUAAUCUCAAGUCAUUUUGCCCAUGAUCUUUGUGUAACUUAAUAGCAAAGACAGGGGAUUUGUGAUCUAUUAGAGAACAAUAAAACAGGGAAAUGGGAUAAUUUAAACAGCAAGUAGCUAAGAAAAUGUCUGUUUAUUUCACUGAGCAGGCAAUUCCAGUUGCUCUGGGAGGGAAGCAGAGAAAAGCAUAUUACUGUAAGAAAUGGAGAAGCCUCCCACCAACGUGGGGC
This is a messenger RNA of Oenanthe melanoleuca, 3838 nucleotides long. RefSeq names its product histamine receptor H1 (gene HRH1). Gene Ontology annotation, molecular function: neurotransmitter receptor activity; histamine receptor activity; G protein-coupled serotonin receptor activity. Gene Ontology annotation, cellular component: dendrite; membrane. Lineage: Eukaryota; Metazoa; Chordata; Aves; Passeriformes; Muscicapidae. The coding region runs from base 562 to 1965 and encodes 467 amino acids. The record is from RefSeq and is a predicted model, not a curated record. Gene Ontology annotation, biological process: G protein-coupled receptor signaling pathway, coupled to cyclic nucleotide second messenger; positive regulation of vasoconstriction; regulation of vascular permeability. The transcript is spliced from 4 exons.